This is a messenger RNA of Ictalurus furcatus (blue catfish), 8015 nucleotides long. RefSeq lists its product as uncharacterized. The transcript is spliced from 2 exons. Lineage: Eukaryota; Metazoa; Chordata; Actinopteri; Siluriformes; Ictaluridae. Gene Ontology annotation, biological process: DNA replication. Bases 3498 to 7496 code for a protein of 1332 amino acids. Gene Ontology annotation, molecular function: DNA binding; nucleotide binding; DNA-directed DNA polymerase activity. The record is from RefSeq and is a predicted model, not a curated record.
AAAAGUGGUAGGCAUGUUGUGUAAAUCAAAUUAAACAAUCAAAAAUUCAUUUUAAUUCCAGGUUGUAAGGCAACAAAAUAGGAAAAAUGCCAAGAGGGGUGAAUACUUUUGCAAAGCACUGUAGUUCUUUUGCCUGUUAAAUAAUAUCAGAUUGUAUAAAUACUUUUUUUUAAGUCAGCCUUAGUGGACUUAAGCGUCAUAGUUUUUUUCAGUGUUUACUGACACCCAGCCUUUUCCCUGUUGAAGAGCAAACAUACUCUCAGUUGUAGAAAAAACACACCUAUACUGUUUGUGCAUUAACUAUGUAAUUCCAUGAAGCCCUCCCCUACUGCUCUGUAACUGGCCCAUUGUCAGGUAUUUCACACCUUGCCUAUUUUUCCUGCUGUUUUUUCUGCAAUGUCACAGUCACUCUUUGAGUGGUGUUUGCUGGUUUCCUGAGCUGAGUUUGAACUCUGAUACAUACAUCUGUUUCACCUAGAAAUGGCUUUUAAGAAAAAAAAAGUUUUUGAGAUACAUCUGUUUAUUUUUUUAGCUUUUCACUUAUUUACUUUGCACUGUACUCUACAAGAAAAUGCUGCUCACAGAGUGGGCCGGCUGGACAUGGAACAUCUGAUCAAGCACGAUGCCGGAGAACUACAAGCUUGUUCAGCCAUCAUCCGAGGAGACAUGGAUGGAGUCAACAGCAAACACUUUGGCAACCUCCUUGCUGGGUGGUGCGAUAUUUCUGCUUUUUCAUUGAAUGUUUUGAAUUUGGUACAGACUUUGUGUGAGUCGGGUGGGACUGUUUGUAUUAUAAUUACUUUGGUAUCAGUAACUACUGUAUGAAUGUUUUAAAAAAUUGGGGAGCAGUCAAGAACAUAUUUUAAAUAUGUAAAUAUUUUAGACAUCUUCCAGACUGCCCAUUGUGCAGAUAAGAACUUCUAGACCUGUAAUAUAUAACAACAUAAGUAGUUAUAUCAUACACUUUCUGUCAAACUGUCAAUCAAAGUGUUGUGUGUGAUAAUUUAUGACCCUCUGUGCUUCCCUGACUGGCAGGUCUGUAGGGGUGGUGAGGGGGGUAACCCUAUGGAGUUUAUCAGCUGGUCAAUCUGGCUCCUUUGUGUCUGGGGGUGUUGUGGAGAGGUGUGUGUUGGGGGGAAUAGCCCCCCUCCCAACAAAAGGUGUUUAUGUUAAUGAGUUUGGUUUUUGGUGGGGUGAAAUACGUCUGAAAAGAAAUAAUGUUUUUAAUAUGGGGCUGUGUUUGUGUUACUUUGUGGCGUUAUUUCGUUUGUGUAAACACAUUGUUAGAAAAGCAUGAUGUUUGAAUGUGUACAUAUAUGAGUAGAAUAUUUGUUUUGUGAAAUAAAUGAAAACAAAUGUUGAUUAUGUUUUUUAGGGAUCCCGGUUUACCUUUGAAUAAAAAGUUUAGGAGUUAAAGCGUCUUUUUUUAAAAAAGAAUCUGUUUAAAAAAGAAUCUGUUUAAAAUAAUCGUUUGUAUUACAUACAUUCUAAACACAAACCUUUAGGAUGUAAAAAAUGAUCAAAAGAGCUGUUUAAAAAGAAUCCGUAUUACUAGGUUUCCAAAAAAAAACACAUAAAAACUUUAGGAGGUAAAAAUGGUUAAAAGAGCUGUUUAAAAAGAAUAGCACCUAUUACACGGCUUCUAAACAAAGAUCCUUACGAGGUAAAAAUGUUAAAGUGCUGGCUAAAAGAAUCUCCGUAAUGUUUAAACUAGGAGAGAAGUAUUUUCCAGAGAUGUCUUCCAGUCGCUGUGUUAAGCAGUAAUGAAGUUAAACGGAGACGCCUCACUCUCGCUAAACCCCGCCCACACAUACGCGUUUUCAGACACGCCUCUCACUCUCUCUCUAAACACACCCAUUCACAUGUUUUCAUCGUAGCCAGUACGUUCUGUCAAAAUGUCAAUCACGGCGGUAGAACUAGAGGGCUAAUUUAUGGCCUCGUCCUUGACAGGCCUGCGUUUCUCUAGGAGUGCUUAAUUUAUGGCUCUUUGUUUCUUCCUGACCAAAGAGUUUUUUUAUGACUAGGGGGGUCGUGGUGUGAUCCUACAGAUUGUUUAUGAUAAUGAGUGUCUGCGGGGGUGUUAAUUGCUUUACGACACACCCUACAAUAGGUAUGCUUUAUGUUUAAAAGUAGGGUCAGUUACGCAGAAGUCUCUAAGAUCGCGGCCGUGUAUCAGAGCGCUGUGUAAUUUUAGGCGAAUCGUCGAUUCUCGUUUUAACUCACCGCUAAAGCUUUAUAUUUUAUUUUUGAGAAUACUUCAAAGAGGAGAUGGCUGUCUGUCGUAACAGUAAGUGUUUUGUUUUUAUUAUUAUUAUUAUUAUUAUUAUUAUUAUUAUUAUUACACAUAGUUAAGAAUGUUUUUAUUUAUAAACGAAUUUAUGGGUUUAUUGUGGUGAAUAAAACAGGUAUCUAACGCUACAGGUGAUGAUGAUAUUGUGUCUAUCCCGGACAUCGUAGACGAAAUCAGGUUUCUGAACAAGGCAAGCGGUACAUGCGUUGUUAUUCUUUAUAAUUGUUCGAUCCUAUGUAUGAUGUGUAUGUGUUUAAUGAUUUUACUUCUUUUUUUCACAAAGGGUCGAACACAGAAGUCCCGCGAGUCAGGUUUGAAAACCCCGUGCUGGGUAAGAUCUGUAAUAACGAGAUAUUUAUCUGUUAUGUUUAAAAAGUGGUUUAAGAUGUUUUCUUACGUAUUGUGUUCGUUUGUUUACUGUUCAAGGAUUGUAAAAUCUUGUAGACAAGAUCGCUGCACCCGAGUUCAAAAAUAGUGCUGCGGUUUCCACUGAACGCGGUAUACCAACGAGCUCUGGAAAAGCCAAGCGUAAAACAGUCUCUCAGGUCCACAGCGCGGGUGUCGCAACGUCUAAACGUAAACGAUCAAGAUCUCCCCCACGAUCGACAGACGAGUCAGCUGUGAAUGAACCGAGCACUAUAGACUCUUGUUUGAACUGGAAUCAGGAGCUGUUAGAUUCGUGGGACGCAUGUGUAUUUACCCCGGUUCCCGGAGACGAUCUGCCUUCAAACCAAGAAGCAUUUGGUCGCGAUGCUACUGAUGUUAUAGACAAUAACAGAGACUCGGCGGAGGUGAUACGAACCGGGUUCAAGGCCAUCGAGGACCGUAUUGCUGGUUUUGAAAAGACUUUUGCCAGCGUCACCGAGCGUCUGGACAUUAUAGAGAAGAAUCAGCGUCUUUAUAAUCAAAGUCUUGUGGAAACUUUACAAAAACAUACCAUCACACAUAAAGAAAUCAUAGCAAACCAGAGGCGUCUUAUUGGGGGCAUUCGUCGCGUUGAUCACAAUCAACACCUGACGGCGGAAUUGUUAAAACAGUUUGUACAGUUAGUUAAAAACAAGAAACUCGGGUGAGUUGUACAAUAAGUAUUUUAUACCCCUGUGUGUGUGUGUGUGUGUGUGUGUGUGUGUGUGUGGUGCGUUUAUUUGCUGGUGUGUAUCUGGUUUACUGUGUGUGAUUUUUACUAGUUUUUGUUUCAAUAAUAAAAAUGUCAAAGCGGUGUGGUGAAAACUCGUGUAAUCUGGGAGCUGCAAUUAAAUUUAGAAGAUGCGACGACGAUGGUCUGUGUACUUUUGAACAGCGUUGCAAUACAGAGACGUUACAGGGUUUAAUUCGGACAAUGGAGGAUCUGAAUAGACAGCAGUCUACCACCGAUACUUUGUUGGACUUAUUAAACAUUGUUAGAUCAAUGGCUGAGGUUCAAACAGAGCCGCUGCCUAAUUCGUUGUUAGACAUCGGUUCAAAUUCGUUGUUAGACAGCGAUUCAAAUUCACAGCAGGUGGGGUGCGGGUCGGACAGUCAAUCGUUUAAUCCUUCGGAACCAAAUUUUGGGUUAUCCGAAGCCGCUAUUGAGUCUAUCGUAAGAGAGGGUGGGUCUGUUGGUGAUUAUACGGUGGUACCGAGACGCAGAUUUAAUGGUUUGGAGAUACGGCGUCGUAUAAACAUGCGUGUGAUAACCGCUCCAGACCUGGCAGCGUACGCUAUAUUUCUGCAUGAUAUCAUGUCUGAAAUAGUGUCGUUUUCCAGACUGCUGGCCAGCGAUGGGGGCUUAAUCAACAUUACCUUGAGAGGCCCUAGUCUACCCUCUGACGUUAACGCUGUCUUGUCACCUGAUAACGAUUACGAUUUGCACAUAUUCACACAACAACUAGAGAACAUUAUGCAGAGUAAUUCUGACGUACGGGCUGAUGAAUGUCUAGAUCUGUACGUGUCUAUAGCUCGCGGUAAACACGGUGGCGCUUAUCGAAAGAUACGUGAUUUAGCUCAUAACGAGGUGAUUGCCAGAAACAGAAUGAAUCUGUUCUGUCCCAACAACAUAUCUAACAAUCUGUGUUUUGCGAUCUGUCUGUCCCAUUUUCUACAACCGCAUACGCCAUGUAGUGAACUCGAGUCGUUAGCAGCGUCUCUACAGAAAACUGCAGGGUAUUCGGUACAACAAAAGAUAGGGUUUAAUGACAUCACACGAUUUGAACGGUUGUUACAUGUUAAAAUAGUGGUGUUCCAUAGGACAUGUUCUGGUCUGUUGGAACACUUUACGAACAAUGACGAGCCUCAUAAUAAGACCGUGUUCUUGUAUUUACACAACGAACAUUAUUUCUUGAUUAAGAACCUAAAAGCAUUCAUCGGUACACCAUACGUGUGCGAAUACUGCUAUCGUGGUUUUACUAGCCGCAGAGACCACAGGUGUAAAUACGUUUGCGAUGUAUGUAAUGCACCUGAUUGUCAUAAAUACGCUGGCAAAACGAGGCAAUGUCACGAUUGUUUGCGGUACUGCAGAUCAACCUACUGUUACAACGCACAUAAACAAACGCAAACAGGACAACAGUACGCUCAGUGUGAUGUCACUAAAUACUGUCAGAAAUGUAACAGGCGAUAUCACGUCAACGGAGCAGUACCAAAAAAACAUGUGUGCCCUGCAGAACACUGUGUCCAUUGUAAAGCUGAGUUGGUUAAUGACGGAGUACACCAAUGUUUCAUACAGCCUAUAAAAAUGGAACCACCUAGCGACAAAUACAUUUAUUAUGAUUUUGAGACACAACACACGGACGGUAAACACGUGGCAAAUUUCGUAUGCGCCAUUACAUUUAAAGGGGAAGAGUUCACAGCCGCUGGUACAGACUGUAUAGAUCAACUUGUUAAAAAGUUUAGACAGCCUCAUUAUCAGAAUUACACAUGGGUUGCACACAACGCUUCAGGGUUUGACAAUUUUAUACUAUUGGAAUAUUUUGCAAAAGCAGGGCUAACACUCCAAAUUACUAUGCAAGGCUGUCGGAUCAUCUUAAUGUAUGAUAAGACAUUCAAGCAACGUUUCAUCGAUAGCUACUCUUUCAUCCCUAUGCGUCUGUCCAUGACAUCCGCCGCGUUAAAUCUAACCUGUGCUGAGAAAGGUCAUUUUCCACAUCUGUUCAAUAGAACCGAAAAUGAAGACUACGUAGGCCCAUACCCUGAUAAGCAUUUCUACGGCUAUGAGACAAUGUCUGACAAAGAGAGGGCUCUGUUUGAUGAGUGGUAUGUUACGGUGUCGGGUAAGGUUUUUGAUUUAAAAAAAGAGCUCGCCAUGUACGGCAAGAACGAUGUCGUUUUGCUCCGUGAGGCAUGCAUGAAGUACCGUGACGAAUUCAUACAAUGUACCAAACUCGACCCAUUCAGAUACACCACUUUAGCAGCGUGCUGCAUGGCCGUGUAUAAAACCCACUACCUACCAAAAGACACACUAGCUCUGACCCAUAACAAUGCAUACACAAAUCAGAACAAGACAUAUUCAGCCGUUUCCAUUGAAUGGCUUGAAUAUGUCAAAACAACACGAGGCGUGAACAUUCAGCACGCUUUAAAUCAUGGAGAGAUGGUGAUUGGAAAAUAUCAUCUCGAUGGUUAUUAUGAAAAGGAUGGUGUCAAAUAUGGUUUCGAAUUCAACGGAUGCAUGUUUCACGGGCAUGAAUGUCGUUAUAACCCAAACCAUUUACAUCCGUUAUCAAAAGUGCCCUACGGUUUGCUCAGAAGACAGUUUGAUGAUAAGGUCGAAAUUUUGGAAAAGGCGUAUGGUCUCGAUGUUGAGGUGAUGUGGGAAUGUGAUUGGAAUAACGCUAAACAGAACGAUGUCGCUGUAAUGGCGUUUAUGUCCACUUACAUACAUCCUGAACGAUUGAAACCACGCAACGCGCUAUUCGGUGGUCGUACUAACGCGUACAAAUUGUAUCACAAAGCCCACAAUAGUGAAAAAAUACGAUAUGUCGACUUUACAAGUUUGUACCCCUUUUGCCAGGCCAAAAAAUGUUACCCCAUAGGACAUCCACAAAUAAUUUUCAAGGAUUUUGAACCUCUUGAAAAUUAUUAUGGGUUUGUCAAGGCUACAGUACUGCCACCGCGAAAACUGCUUCACCCCGUCCUUCCCUAUAGGACCGGUGGUAAGCUUAUGUUUCCACUUUGUCGUACAUGCGCCGAACAUCAGAAUCAGACAGACCCGUGUGGUCAUACUGAUGAGGAAAGAGCUAUUUCAGGGUGUUGGGUCAGCAUAGAGCUGUUGAAAGGUGUGGAAAAGGGUUAUAUUGUAACGAACGUGGACGAGGUGUGGCAUUUUCCACAACGGUCAGAAACUUUGUUUUGUGAUUAUGUUAAAACAUUUUUACAAUAUAAACAAGAGGCCAGCGGUUUCCCCGCACACGUUAUGACAGACGCAGACAAGGAAUCCUACAUCUCAGACUACUUUGAGAAAGAGGGGAUUAAGAUGGACGCCGGUAAGAUAAGUCGCAAUCCAGCACGGCGUUCUAUUAACAAACUUCUGCUGAACUCACUUUGGGGUCGUUUCUCCAUGCGUGAAAACUUGCCGUGUACAGAGUUAAUUUCGGAUCCGGAACAAUUUACACAGCACAUAUUCGGUGACGGGUAUGAUGUUAAACACUUUUCCUUCGUUUCAGACAGCGUGGCUCUAAUUCAGUGGUGUUAUGCGGAUGGGAAAGGGGGGCAGACUCGCGACAUCAACAUCUUUCUUGGGGCUUUCACAACAGCUCAUGCCCGUCUAGAACUUUACGAAUUAAUGGACAAAUUGGGUGACAGGCUGUUGUACAGUGACACAGACAGUGUGAUCUUUACAUCUAGAGAGGGCGACUGGGAACCUCCGUUGGGCCCCUAUCUCGGUAAUUUAACUGACGAGGUUGGAGCUGGUGAUCAUAUUGUAGAAUUUUGUUCAGGCGGCCCGAAAACAUACGGCUACCGCACUGCGAAGGGUAAGGUUUGCAUGAAAGCCAAAGGUGUCACGCUCAACGCAGUAAAUUCAAAAGCCAUUAGAUUAGACACCCUGAUUGGACUUGUCGAUCACUACGUCGUGGGGGAGGAUAAUAGUCGUCAUAUACUGGCAUACACAGAUACCAUUGUACGUAAUAAAAAACAAUUCACACUACACAACAGGUCAGUUGUUAAAAAGUUUAAGGUUGUGUACAACAAACGCGUACUGCUCCCAGAUUUCACAACGAUCCCAUAUGGCUUCUGACAAUCUCUUUGGACAUAGGGGUGUGCGAGACACAGAGGGGUUUGAUUUCCGAUUACAUCACCCUUUCUCGUGUGUGAUAAGCGGUCCUUCAAACUCGGGGAAGUCAUAUUUUGUAAAAAUGUUGUUGCAAAAUGCUGUACAUUUGAUUUCUAAAAAAAUUGAAAAUAUUGUGUAUAUUUAUGAUUGUUGGCAACCGUUGUAUGAUGAAUUGUUGAAAAUGUACAAAAUAAAAUUUGUUGAAGGAUUACCACAGACUCUGAAUGAUGAUGCUCUGUUUCCGGCCAACGCUGUUAAUUUGUUAAUCCUCGAUGAUCUGAUGAAAGAGGCCAGCGGGAGCAACGAAGUGGAGAAGGUCUUUACCCAAUAUGUACAUCAUAGAAAUCUUAGCGCUAUUUAUAUUGUGCAGAAUUUAUUUUGCCAAGGGAAAUCCAGUAGGACCAUCAGUUUAAACACAAAUUAUCUAAUGUUGUUUAAAAAUCCCCGAGAUGCUAAUCAAGUCAGUGUUCUAGGAAGACAAAU